AUGGCUGGAGGUAACGGAAGAGGGGGUGCUACUAAUGAACUCAGCGGUCCUAAUGGCCUCUGUAUUGAUGACGAUCAAACAGUGGUUAUUGCUGACAACGGGAAUCAUCGUAUCGUCCAAUGGGUGGGUGUUACAACGAAUGGACAAGUUGUUGCAUGUGGUAAAGACGCAGGAAAGGGAUUGAAUCAAUUGGAUCGUCCAACUGAUGUAUUAAUUGGUAAAGAGACAGACAGUCUCAUUAUUUGUGAAGGCAGACGAGUUGUACGAUGGUCUCGUGGUAGUGGUACAACACAAGGUGAAAUAGUCAUUGACAACAUCGACUGUUAUGGAUUGACUAUGGAUGAACAGAGAUAUCUCUACGUCUCUGACUACAGAAAACAUGAAGUAAGACGAUAUCGAUUGGGUGAGAAGAGUGGUACUCUCGUAGCUGGUGGUAAUGGCCAAGGUGAUGCUCUCAAUCAACUUAACGUUCCGAAAUAUCUCUUUGUUGAUCGACAACAAAAUGUAUACAUAUCAGACUGGAAUAAUCAUCGUGUAAUGAAAUGGAAUAGUGGUGCAAAAGAAGGCAUUGUCUUCGCUGGAGGUCAAGGCCACGGGCGUGCUCUGACACAAUUGUAUUAUCCUAAUGGACUCUUCGUUGAUACGUUGGGUACACUCUAUGUAGCAGACUCGUCGAAUAAUCGUGUAAUGUGUUGGGCUCAAGGAGCGAAACAAGGCAUUGCAAUUGUGGGUGGAAAUGGUUCAGCAGCAGGAGCGAAUCAGUUCAAAUGCCCCAUUGGUUUGUCUUUCGAUCGACAUGGUAAUCUCUAUGUCGUCGAUGUUAGGUAG
Messenger RNA from Rotaria socialis, 828 nucleotides. The record is from the annotation of a GenBank genome assembly. Lineage: Eukaryota; Metazoa; Rotifera; Eurotatoria; Philodinida; Philodinidae.